Molecule: messenger RNA, 3464 nt
Organism: Adelges cooleyi (spruce gall adelgid)
Lineage: Eukaryota; Metazoa; Arthropoda; Insecta; Hemiptera; Adelgidae
Product: glypican-6-like
Exons: 8
Coding region: 375-2498 (707 amino acids)
Biological process (GO): regulation of protein localization to membrane; cell migration; regulation of signal transduction
Cellular component (GO): plasma membrane; cell surface; extracellular region
Source: RefSeq, a predicted model, not a curated record
GGUUGCUGGUGUCGGAUGUCUACGUGUGUGUGUCGGUCGUCUCCAGCGUUGUGUUGUGCACCGGAAUAGGAUAUUUUGUCAUAUUGUUAUCACGAGCCAAAACCGCAGCUGCACGUUGUUUUCGCACGAUAAACCCGCGGCCGAUACACUCGCCGAACUACUACAAAGUAAAAUACAUUAUCGCCGACGGUACCUACGCGCCAUGCAAACGUUAAGUUGUACCGCUGGUCACUGACAUCCCAGACCGCGUGUUAACUUUGAGUGUCUGAACUUGUGACUUGCGUCCGAUUUCGUCGUUGGUCGUACUCUUGCGUGUGAGUGUGUGUAAUUAUUCGCGUAACUCACGACAACGAUAUAUUAUCAUUAUCAUAACAAUGGAAACCGUCGCGUUAUCACAAGCGAGAAUGAGACGCCGGCUCUGCGUCGGACGCGGCGUCUCGGUCGUGUCGCUGCUUCUGUUGGCGUCCGCCUUGGCCGCCAACGCCGCACAGCCACCGCCGCCGCCGCCACCUUGUUUCCGGACGUCCAACUACUUCCGGACGCACUUCAACGACACGUCCAACGUACUCGACAAACCAGCAUCGAGCGCUCAGCUACAAGUGUGUGGGAAAUUACAGGAAUCGUGUUGUGGUGAAAAUUCCGAACCGCAACUGGUCACCGUCGGUCGAAACAUGUACGAGGAGAAACUACAGACUUCGCUGAAAGGGUUGAGCGUCAUGUAUAAAGAGAAGGCGGCCAAAUUCGACGAAUACUUCAGAGACAUGUUGAACAAGGCCCGGAUGGGUUUCCAUGACAUGUUCAAGAAGACGUACGGCAUGAUGUACGAACAGAACUCGUACUUGUUCCAAGACUUAUUCAGAGACCUGGAAAAGUACUACGACUCGGGCAACUCGAACAUCAUCGAAGUGCUGGAGAACUUUUUCUCGGUGCUCUGCCAGAAAAUGUUUACGGUCAUGAACAGCCAGUACACGUUCGAUUCCAAGUAUUUGGUGUGCGUCAGCGAGAGCAUGGCAGAAGUAGCACCGUUUGGCGACGUUCCAGACAAACUGUCGGCACCGCUGAAACGAUCGUUCGUCGCUUCCAGAACGUACGUUCAGGCGCUGAAAAUAGCCGGCGACAUUUUGGCCAACAUCAACAAGAUGAUGCCCACCCAAGAGUGUUUGCUAGGGUUCACCAGGAUGACUCAGUGUCCGGCGUGCAAGGACACCGAGUUUUUCCAGGACAGCAGAGCUUGCAACGGGUACUGUCUUAACGUCAUGAAAGGAUGUCUGGCGUACCACUCGCAACUCGACCAGGAUUGGAACGCGUUCUUAGAUAUCAUGGAGAAAGUCAGAAAACGACUGCUGGGACCGUUCAACAUCGAACUGGUGGUCAUACCGAUCAACGUGAAGAUAUCGGAAGGUAUCAUGAACUUCCAAGAGAACGCGCAAAAAGUAUCGCAAAAGGUGUUUUCGAGCUGCGGUAAACCGACUUUGGGACCGUCCCGCCGGAGGAAAAGGAGUGAAAUGUAUGGCGGCGAUUAUUAUGACGAGCAACAGGGACGCGUUAUGAACGACGGCAACAAGGACCAGAACCAGGACCAGGACCAGGACGACGACGACGACGACGAUGACGACGAAGACGACGAGGACGAAUACGAAGAAAUCAAACCACCCGUGGCCACUAGGAAGAACAACGACAAGCGCGGUGGAGGCGGUAACGCGUCGGGAGAGAACGGCGGCGACCGGAAAAACCAACAGAGGAAGAACAAGAACAACAGCGGUCCCAAGAACGGCGGAGGCGGUGGCAACAAUAAGGGUCGCAAAAAGAACAAAAAUAACCGUCUGGAGGGCGAAGACGAGGACCAAGGCACGCCGGCAUACGCGUUCCACAGGUUGCUCAAAGACAUUGGCAACGACGUGGAAUCUAAAAAAACCUUCUGGAAGAGGCUGCCGUACGAAGUUUGCAACGAGAUAUCGGUCAACUCGCAGAACGCUACCUGUUGGAACGGUUCAGCAUUGUCCAGUUACACUAAAGAAGUGAUGAGAGACGGUAUUAAAAAUCAAAGGAAAAACCCGGAAGUUCCCGUGGAUCUGCUGCGACCGAGCAGUCUACUCAACGAACAGGUGUUCGCUCUGAAAGCGUUGACCAACUUGUUGAAGAACGCAUAUCAAGGACUGGACGUGGAAUGGGACAUGGAAGAAGUGUUCCACGGUGGCGAAUCGAGCGGCAUCGGACCGAUAGCUUCUUCGGGCGACGGUUCCGGCGAAGAGGAUGCAGAGGCUCCGGCCACGGUAGUGGUAGACCCUGCAUCGCCCACGUCGACGACCACGACAACUGCAGUAGCCACGAGUACAGUCAGGUCUGUGGACAACAACGAAAUUGACUCCGGAACGGGCAACACUGAUUCGAGUGCCGGCCACAAAGUCAAGGUGUCCCUUCGAAAGGCGCUGGCCACGUACAUGUUACCGGUCGUGGCUGUCUGGUUCGGCGGAUCGUUCCUCGAGUGGAUACUGUGAUAAGCUGUUUGUUCCUGGGAGUAUUUUAUCGUUCUCGAUGGUGCCAUAAAAUGUUCAGUGUGUUUGUCUGUGAUACUUUUUAUAAAAAUGAAACAAUUAACGUAAAUAUUAUAUACCUUUAAAUUUCUGUAGCCAAUUCAGAAUGUAAAUUCCUAAAGUCUGUGACUCCUUGUAUUGUGUUUUUAUGUGUAAAAAUGUAUAAUUAUUAUUAUUAUUAUUAUUUUAAAUCAAUUCUCCUAAUGUUGUAUUGAUAUAUCACAGGGGUUAAUAAUUGUAUACCACAUUAAUUUGAACUAACGAUUACUGAUUAGAUAUCUCAUUAAUCAAUUAAUUAUUAUUGUUAUGUUGGUUAAGUAAUAGAACCACUACUUUAUAUUAUUAAUGUAAUUUAAUUUAUCAAUAUUUUAAGUAUAAUAACUCGGUAACAAACAAAUUCAAUGUCCUAUAAUAAGACUUAAAAUAAUUACAAAAUUCGGUGUGUUGUACCCAAAACUUUGUACAGAUAGUUUUAAAAUGACUAACUCAAAACACAUCAUCUAAAAUUCUGUUUUUUUUUGUUUCGUAUAAAAUAAGGAAUUUAUGUUUGUUUAUUAUUUAUUAUCUUUUUUUUUUUUUUAAUUCAUAAGUGAUUUAGUCUAGUCAACAUUUUCAUGUGAAAAAAAACUGUACUAUAAUUCAGGCAAUUCCAUUUUCUUUUCUUUAUUGUAUAUGUACAUUGAUUUUUCAGGGGAGGGGGUAAACAUAUUUUUGUAAUACAUUAUAACUCAUUUUAUACAUUUACCUUUGUGAUUUAAACAUUUUGUUUUUGUGUAAAAUAUUAUAAGGUUUUUGUACAAACAUAUUAUAAUUGUGUUUCAACAUAAUAAUAAUAUAAUGGGUCAAAAAAUAUUUAUUUUAAGGCCAAUCUUUUAUAAUAACUAUGAGUAAAUAAAACAAACAUAAAAAAUACAAAUUAUUAAUAGAUUU